Molecule: messenger RNA, 414 nt
Organism: Eurypyga helias (sunbittern)
Lineage: Eukaryota; Metazoa; Chordata; Aves; Eurypygiformes; Eurypygidae
Product: histone H2A-beta, sperm-like
Exons: 1
Coding region: 1-414 (137 amino acids)
Cellular component (GO): nucleosome
Molecular function (GO): DNA binding; structural constituent of chromatin; protein heterodimerization activity
Source: RefSeq, a predicted model, not a curated record
AUGUCUGAACAUGGGAAGAAAACCACAAAGCUCCUCCUUAUGCCAAAGAAAACCAAGUCAGCCAAGGCUGGUCUGCAGUUCCCGGUGGGUCGUGUCUACAGGCUCCUAAAGAGAGGGAACUAUGCUGACAGGAUUGGUCUUGGUGCUGCCAUCUACCUGGCUGCGGUGCUGGAGUACCUGAGCGCGGAGAUCCUGGAGCUGGCAGGAAAUGCUGCAUGGGAAAACAAGAAAUCCAGGAUCCUGCCCAGGCACAUCCAGCUGGCUGUGAGAAAUGAUGAUGAACUGAACAAGCUCUUCUCCUGUGUGACCAUUGCUCAGGGUGGGGUGUUGCCAAAUGUUCAUCCUGAACUUCUUCCUAAGAAGACCACCUCGCUUAAGCCACCCCAUGAACAUGUCCAGUCACAGGAGUUCUAG